AGACUGCGUUAUUUUCUGCUCUACUUUUCAAUCAGACAAGACGAACCAGAAAAAUCAUGGCUUCUCAGCUCCUUAGACGCGCUUUAGGAAGCCGCUCCUCCCAGAUCCUUUCCUCCACUACCACCGCCGCCGCCGGACCUAAUUAUUCCUUGCUAGCGUCGGCCGCCAGGGCUUUCUCCUCCUCUACAACUCCGAUAACAGCCACUCUCUUUCCUGGCGACGGUAUCGGCCCCGAGAUCGCUGAGUCUGUCAAACAGGUAUUUAAGGCAGCUGAGGUGCCAAUUGAGUGGGAAGAGCACUAUGUUGGGACUGAAAUAGAUCCUAGAACUCAGAGUUUCCUAACAUGGGAAAGUUUGGAGUCAGUUAGACGAAAUAAAGUAGGCUUGAAAGGGCCAAUGGCCACACCGAUUGGCAAAGGCCAUCGAUCUCUGAAUCUCACUCUCAGGAAAGAACUUAAUUUGUAUGCCAAUGUCAGGCCUUGCAACAGCCUGCCGGGCUAUAAAACCCGGUAUGAUGAUGUGAAUCUUAUUACCAUCCGCGAAAAUACGGAAGGGGAAUACAGUGGACUCGAACAUCAAGUGGUGAGAGGUGUUGUUGAAAGUCUCAAAAUCAUUACUCGUCAGGCAAGUUUGCGGGUGGCUGAAUAUGCUUUUCACUAUGCAAAGACCCAUGGUCGGGAGAGAGUGUCUGCAAUUCACAAGGCAAACAUUAUGCAGAAAACUGAUGGUCUGUUUCUUAAGUGCUGCCGUGAGGUUGCAGAGAAGUACCCUGAGAUAACAUAUGAGGAAGUUGUUAUUGACAACUGUUGUAUGAUGCUUGUGAAGAAUCCAGCAUUGUUUGAUGUAUUGGUGAUGCCUAACCUCUAUGGUGACAUUAUCAGUGACCUGUGUGCAGGAUUGAUUGGUGGUUUGGGCUUAACACCAAGCUGCAAUAUUGGUGAAGGAGGCAUUGCUCUUGCUGAAGCCGUACAUGGUUCAGCACCUGAUAUUGCUGGGAAGAAUUUGGCAAAUCCCACUGCCUUGCUGUUAAGUGCUGUCACAAUGUUGCGCCAUUUAGAGCUCAAUGACAAGGCUGAUAUGAUCCAGGAUGCUAUCCUUAACACAAUUGCUGAGGGGAGGUAUCGAACUGCAGACCUUGGUGGCUCUUCAUCUACAACUGAUUUUACAAGGGCAAUAUGUGACCAUCUUUAAAGAUUCCCUAUGGAGAUUUUUUUUAAAAGAAGAAGUUUUGCACUGUUUUCAACUAAGUAGUUGCACUUUUUAUUUUGGAGUCAUGUUUAAAACCUGCUUUUAGUUGUUUUCCAGAGGAGAAUAAGACCGCAUAACUGUGAUUGUUUGUAUAGAAGAUAUUAAAAUUGCUGUUCUAAAGAUACAGGAGCCAAAUACUGUUCUCCUGCCUACUGUAAUGUCUCUAAAUGAACAGAUCAUUGGAUUCAUUAAGAGGGCUAAUUUUCCACGCUGUAAGUUUUUUUUGAGUAGCGUAUUGUUGUCAUUACAGCAAGAAAUAAAGGGUGAUUAUUUCUA
Molecule: messenger RNA, 1523 nt
Organism: Hevea brasiliensis (rubber tree)
Lineage: Eukaryota; Viridiplantae; Streptophyta; Magnoliopsida; Malpighiales; Euphorbiaceae
Product: isocitrate dehydrogenase [NAD] catalytic subunit 5, mitochondrial
Exons: 7
Coding region: 57-1190 (377 amino acids)
Biological process (GO): isocitrate metabolic process; tricarboxylic acid cycle
Cellular component (GO): mitochondrion
Molecular function (GO): isocitrate dehydrogenase (NAD+) activity; magnesium ion binding; NAD binding
Source: RefSeq, a predicted model, not a curated record